Molecule: messenger RNA, 432 nt
Organism: Fraxinus pennsylvanica
Lineage: Eukaryota; Viridiplantae; Streptophyta; Magnoliopsida; Lamiales; Oleaceae
Source: the annotation of a GenBank genome assembly
AUGGGCGGCUUGUACUUCAGUUUCUUGAUUGCCCUUUUACUUUCUGCAACUGUUGAAGCUUCCUAUUGUUCAAAUGAAGGGGUGCAAACAGUGAGGAAUAUAAGUGAACUUGCACAGGAUAAUUAUGGGAGGCCUGGAUUGUCACACACUACAAUUGCUGGUUCCCUUUUACACGGGUUUAAAGAGGUUGAAGUGUGGCUACAGACAUUUGCUCCAGGAGCUCAUACUCCGAUACACAGGCACUCCUGCGAAGAAGUUUUUGUGGUGCUUAAGGGAACUGGCACUCUAUAUCUUGCCACUAAUUCACAUACAAAAUAUCCUGGGAGUCCACAGGAGUUUCCAAUCUUCUCGAAUAGUACAUUUCAUAUCCCUGUCAAUGAUGCUCACCAGGUAAGGCCUCUGUUCUUCAUUCUUGUUUUACUACUGACUUAG